Messenger RNA from Heterobasidion irregulare TC 32-1, 306 nucleotides. RefSeq lists its product as uncharacterized. NCBI's taxonomy places the organism in Eukaryota, Fungi, Basidiomycota, Agaricomycetes, Russulales, Bondarzewiaceae. The transcript has a single exon. The annotation marks the transcript as partial. The record is from RefSeq and is a predicted model, not a curated record.
GAGCACAUAGCAAAGGUAAGUGCUCAGUUUAUCUUACAUCUCUUUGUAUGCCCCAAUACACCUCUAUCUCUCUCUGCGACCUCUAUCCUACCUUGUGACUGGACCACUUCUCUAUAUAUACCUUUUAUUAGAAACAACUCAGAAUUACCAUCACCUUUGCCUUUCUUUACCUUCUUCAGUGACCCAAGGCCUGCUUUCCCACUACUAAGGGCUCCUUGGGCCACUGUUUAUUUAUCUGAACAUUUAUCAUUGCCUUCAAGAUUAUCUAUGAUAACACUUAUUCCUAUAAUGCCUAGUGUACUAUGA